GGACAGAGGAGAGUCUAGUAGGGCCUCGGCCGUUUCUUCGUCUCCACAGCUCCCGCAGCCGCGGACCAGCGCGUCACUCUACCGGGUUCCGGCGUCUCCCCUUAGCGCGGCAUCCAUGGCGGAGCAGACGGAAAGGGCUUUCUUGAAGCAGCCCAAGGUGUUUCUCUGUUCCAAGAAGGCCACCAAGGUAAACAAACCUGGCAAGGGAGGAAACAGAUUCUGGAAGAACAUUGGCCUUGGUUUCAAGACACCCAGGGAAGCCAUUGAAGGAACCUACAUUGAUAAGAAAUGUCCAUUCACCGGCACUGUGUCUAUCAGGGGUCGCAUCAUCGCUGGAACAUGCCACAGUGCUAAGAUGAAUAGGACCAUCAUUGUUCGUAGGAAUUAUCUUCACUUUGUCAAGAAGUACCAGAGGUAUGAGAAGAGACACUCCAACAUCCCUGCGCACAUUUCACCAUGCUUUCGUGUCAAGGAAGGAGAUCAUGUGAUCAUUGGCCAGUGCAGGCCAGUGUCGAAGACUGUAAGGUUCAAUGUGCUCAAAGUUAUUCCUGCAGGUUCGAAGAGUGGAGCAGUGAAGAAAGCUUUCACUGCCGCUUAAGAUCAUGACGAGUUCAUCAUCCAUGGCCCGGAAAAGCUCUGUUAUAACGUUUUGAUGCUGCCUAUUAGCCUUUUUCCCCGUAACUACUAUAUGUGUACUUGGAAUUGGACUUGAAUUACAUCCAGAACUUGAAAUCCUGAAAAAAAAAAAUCAUAACCCUUUGUCUGAUUGCUUAGCACCUUUUAGUUUCAGUAAAAGCAUAUGACCCUCAAAAUGUUUUCUAGGUCAGUAGUGAUACGUUUGAAACCUUUUGGCAUCCAUCUUGGCUUGAAAAAAUUGCUAUUUUGACAUUCUCAAUUGUGGCUCUGUGCUAUUAUGCC
This is a messenger RNA of Zea mays, 918 nucleotides long. RefSeq names its product 40S ribosomal protein S11. Gene Ontology annotation, molecular function: structural constituent of ribosome. Gene Ontology annotation, cellular component: ribosome; cytosolic small ribosomal subunit. The transcript is spliced from 6 exons. Bases 116 to 598 code for a protein of 160 amino acids. Lineage: Eukaryota; Viridiplantae; Streptophyta; Magnoliopsida; Poales; Poaceae. Gene Ontology annotation, biological process: translation. The record is from RefSeq and is marked validated.